GGGAGACUCUAUUUUUAGACAGUGAUGUUAGCGCUUUGUUGGCAGUUAUUUUUGCUUUCCAAAAAGUUGCAUGUUUUUAAAAUAAUGCUGAGAUAAAGCCAAUCAAGAUCCAUGUCGCCGUCUAAGGAAGAUUCGCACGAGCAAGACAUUGCGAUCGGUGCUCGUUUCGUCAGUGAGGGUGACUUAGGGACAGUUCGAUAUGUAGGCGAUGUUCCACCUACGAAAGGAAAAUGGCUAGGUGUUGAAUGGGACAAUCCUGGGAGGGGAAAACAUGACGGAUCCCGAGAUGGCGUGCAAUACUUUCAAUGCAGUUCUCCAACUGGUGGGUCCUUCAUUCGUCCAAAGAAAGCAGACUUUGGCACAGACUUCUACUCCGCGUUACAAGAACGCUAUGUACCCGAUAACAAGGACACUGCAGACAUCAAUGACGAGGAUAUGUUCAUCUGUGGAAACAACAACCAGGUCACAAUAGUGGAGAUGGUUGGAGCAGCUUCAGUUGCUAAGCAACAGAGUUCUUUCUCUUCGAUAAAAGAUGUCUUCGUUCGUGACAUGAGAAUAAACUGUGUAGGAUCAUCACAGCUGGAGCAAACUCUACCGAAAAUAACCGAACUGGAUUUAUCCAAGAAUCUAAUCCCAACGUGGGAGGUUGUGGCUGAACUGUGCAGCCAGCUGAAACAACUGAAGAGACUUUCAUUAAGUGAGAACAGGUUGCAGAUUCCCGCUACUCCAUCCAGUUUUAAGAGUUCCUUUGCAAACCUACAAGAUCUCUUCUUGAAUUACUUGAAUAUAACAUGGCCAAUGGUUGCAGAUUGUGCUCCCAUGUGGCCUCAACUGAAGAAUCUUCAUCUGUGCUUCAAUCAAAUCUCAAAAAUUGAUCAAUUGCGUCCAGAUACCUUUGAGAUAUUAGAGCUACUCAAUGUGGAAGGUAACCAGAUAUCUGAAUGGGAUGACAUCAUGCACUUUUCAAGUUUACCCAGGUUGAACACCUUAAUUCUCAAUUCCAAUUCUUUGGCUUGUGUCAAGUUUGAUGAUACAUCUCCAACAGCGACAACGCAACAUUUCUGCAGCCUCAGGUCUCUUUCUAUCAGUGGGAAUGCCAUCAACAGUUGGAGAGAUAUUUCCGAUCUGGAGAAGUUGGCUAGCCUGACAGAGCUACGGAUCAGGCGGAAUCCAUUCUUGAACGGCAUAUCACCCGAGUCCAUCAGAGAGCUACUGGUUGCAAAGAUUGGAAGUCUCAAGAUCUGCAAUGGUAGUACGAUCAAUUCCAGUGAGAGAAAGGGCUCUGAGAUUGACUACGUGAUAAAGACGUGUAAGGAGUGGUUGGCGAGUGGGGGAAGCAGAGAAGAAGGGAAGAGCAACCCAAGUCAAGAGUUCCUUGGUCUUCAUCCAAGAUAUCCCAAGCUGCUAGAAGUGUAUGGAAUACCAGAGGAGUCGGAACUGGUGGUCAAGUCAUCUGCACUGAAGGAAACUCUCAUUCAAGUCACAAUCAAAUGCCCAGAUGCGCCUUCCAAGAAAGUACUGACCAAGAAACUACCAGGAACAAUGGAAAUACAGAGGAUAAAGAAUCUGAUACAUCGGUUGCUCAAGGUGGAGGUCACUGCCCAAAACCUGACAUACACAAGCCUCAAGAUACCAGGUAAAGAGAUCGAGUUGGACAAUGAUAUGAGACAAUUGAUGCACUAUUCCUUAGAGAAUGGAGACACUAUACUAGUCAGAUGGUGACCCAAGUAACUGCCUUAUACUUCAGAGGUAACAGGGCAAUCGCCUCCAUGCACUUUGACCAUUGCCUUGGUGCCCCUUAAAAUGAUCCAGCAAGUAUAUUUCCCUCGUAGAUGUGCUCUUUACGGUUCACCGUAACGUAGCUCUAGUGUUGUCAGCAGCAGAGUGUGGAUUUGAAUCCUGGUCAUGACACUGGAGCCCUUUUAAAAGCAAGGUACCUAACCAUAAUUGCUUCCCAAACUUUUUGGAAGGCAGUGCGCAUUCUGCCUCUACCAACCAGAGGCUGCUAGUGGAUGAUACCUAUGCCUACAUCCUUGCGGACUGUGAAGGGUUUAACCAAAGGUUUCAGCCUACUUUUUUACACUCCAAUCCAAACUAGAAUUUGUUUUUGUAAAUUUUUCCAUAAACUUGGUCGUGUAUUGACUUGCUUGUAAAUGAUCGAGUAGGAUUACCAAACUUAUCAGACUCCUUUAAUGGAACACAACAUUACAAUGGGAUAGCCACAUUUGAAACACAAAUGAAGGGAGGUUACACAACAAGUACUUUUUGUAUUCAAGAAAGUUAGGGUCUUUCAGAACCAUUAAUAUUUAAAUGCAUCAAUAACCAAUGCACUGUGGCAAUUAUUUGAUAAUAAUUGAUUUAUUAAUUUUUAAAUACUUAGUGGAAAUCCAUCAGAGGAAAGUCUAUAAAGAUAUUACAAGGUUGUAAAAUUGUUGACAAUGGCCACGGCUAUAAAUUUGAAUGGCUUUCUGAGUUUUGUCGUAGACCUUUUCGCAAAUACCCUUUGCGCAAGCGCCAACUUUUGAAUGAGAUGCUACAUGUAGCUUGAUCGCUAACUAAACCAGCAUGCACCUCAUUCCACACCGACCGCGCGCAUCAAGUAUUUGCGAUAAGGUCUAUGGUCACUUUCUGUAUAAGCUUGGAUCUUACAAUGAAAAAUUAAUUCUAAAGAAAUGGAUACCAAAACCAGUAUUUAAUGUUUUUGAUUUUGAAGUGUCAGUUGUUUGGUUAACUAUUUAUCCUUAGAUUUACUCACUAUGGGAAAUAUGUGCCAAUAUUUAAUACAUGAGAGCUUUCAUCUGAGAAACCAUCUUGUUCAUCCCCCAUUCAAUUCAAUGUAACCAUACUGAGGCUGGAAGGGAAAAUAGACUGGUACCUUUUUGGUAUAUGAACAGUAGCACUUAACAAUACUAUAUUGUAAACAGGUCCCAAUUUCAUAGAGCUGCUUGAGCAGGAACUAUUGCUGAGCAAUUUUCUGCUAAGCAAAAAUGAGUGGGAUACCUGUCAUAAAUGUUACAUGUGACAUGGUAUUUUGGCUGGUAACCUUAUGGUGGUAAGUAAAGCAGCUCAAUGAAAAUUGGGCCCUGGUCCCACAUUCAUAGAGCUGCAUGCUUGGGCACAAAAAGUACCUUAGCACAAAACAAGUUUCCUGAACAGAACAAGGUUACCAGCCAAAAGACAAUGGGCCAGAUAAAUAAAAACUAGCAUUUGCUUUUACUAGUCUUUUACUUAAAUCCUUAUAAAUAAAAGUAAGCCUUAAUAUUGCUAGUAAUUGGUCGAACUAGUAGGUAAAAUCAAUGCUUGUGGGACUCUUCUUAUUGAGAUAUAAACAAAACCGACAUUUUACUAUUACCUGAUAGUUUCACAAGAUACUGGGCCGUAUAAAGGCCAGCAUUAACAAAAUGUUGAUAAGUUUAAGAUCAGGCAUGAGAAUUUGCUCAAAUCUCUAUAAAUAACCUUUUACUGGAAAAACACCAUGUACUUGAACGGAUUAGUAAGUGGUCGGAGAAAAGCACAAUAUCGGGGUAUUCAGGAGUAUAACAAUAGAGGCAUGGACUCGCUGAUCAAUAGCGAUUAACUGAAAUGCAGGCAGGGCAGUUUCCACUUAGUCAAAGUUUUUGAUGGCGGCAGUGGCUUUGAGGAAACAUCCAGCCUCUCCACGCCAGCGAUCCAGAGAUUGGUUCUUUUAGAGCAAUUAAAGUACACAACAAAUUUAUAAGUAACAUUUGUAGUUGGAUCAAUAGGCCAAGGGAAAAAUAACCCUUUAAUACUGACCCGAUACCGAGCCAUAUAUGCAACACUGUUGUUCAAGUAAAAUCUCAAGCUCCUCAUGCAGUAGCUUGUAAAAAUACAAGUAAUUGCUACAGUAUGUUAGUAAAAUGUCGUUUUUAUUUAUAUG
This is a messenger RNA of Asterias rubens (European starfish), 3898 nucleotides long. Its product is annotated as tubulin-specific chaperone E-like. Gene Ontology annotation, cellular component: extracellular matrix. Bases 112 to 1722 code for a protein of 536 amino acids. The transcript is spliced from 14 exons. The record is from RefSeq and is a predicted model, not a curated record. Lineage: Eukaryota; Metazoa; Echinodermata; Asteroidea; Forcipulatida; Asteriidae. Gene Ontology annotation, molecular function: protein binding.